CCUCACACGGCAACUGCGGCAAUGAUGGUGCAGCAAGUUGAGUCGUCAACUAAAAUGUUUCCUCUUUCUAAAAGAGGGGUUGCAGUUGCAACCACAACGAGACGGCGCACCGUCGUUGCCUUAAUUUCGUGUCUCUUCAGUGGAAUUAUCACACACUUUAGUUUUCGCACCUGCUCACCCUCUAGUGUACUACUGCUCGCGGAAGCCGCCGAGCAGGACGAACAACAAAAAUCACAAAUAGACGAGGAAACAAGCCGGGACCAUGAGCAUGUGGAUGGACGAGGAGGACCAGAGACACCAGCAGCACCCAGCGUCCCGAGCGACGACGGGUGGACGACCGAGACCAAGGAGAAGAAGGUCCAGUACUCGUUUGGGAUGAACUGGGACAAUUUUGCCGACUGGAUUACGGUGUCCACCGACGAAGACUCCCUGGAUGGCGUCUCCUUGCAGCACAGGCUGAACCCGGUGAUUGGCCAACUGCAGACGGACUUUGACCUGUCCCACUUUAAAGAAAAAUCCUUCCUCGACCUCGGAUGCGGCUCCGGCCUGCUGUCCACCGCCGCCCGGCAGCUCGGCGCGAAGCACAUCGUCUCCGUGGACGUGCAGCCCAAAUCUUUGUCCGCCACCCACAAACUGCGGAAUUGGGCGUUUUUCCGCGACCCCCACGUGCAAGGCGAGAAGGGAGAGCUGGGCAUCACCACGUUUGAGCAGGCCUAUUUCUACAAAUGGGAGAUGAACGAGGUAAAUGGGGCGUCGUACGCAGUGCAAAUAGGUCUGGGUUCUUGUACGGAGAAGUUGUAACACUUGUAUUUUUGCCUGUCCGGCACUCGUCCUACAAAAUCUGCAAUGCAUGACGGACAAGAGAUCAUCGUGAAACGUCAUGCUGCAAAAA
Amoebophrya sp. A120 is the source of this 892-nucleotide messenger RNA. The record is from the annotation of a GenBank genome assembly. Lineage: Eukaryota; Dinophyceae; Syndiniales; Amoebophryaceae.